Dufourea novaeangliae is the source of this 2835-nucleotide messenger RNA. Its product is annotated as NF-X1-type zinc finger protein NFXL1. Lineage: Eukaryota; Metazoa; Arthropoda; Insecta; Hymenoptera; Halictidae. Gene Ontology annotation, biological process: regulation of DNA-templated transcription. The record is from RefSeq and is a predicted model, not a curated record. Gene Ontology annotation, molecular function: zinc ion binding; RNA polymerase II transcription regulatory region sequence-specific DNA binding; DNA-binding transcription factor activity, RNA polymerase II-specific. Bases 260 to 2752 code for a protein of 830 amino acids. Gene Ontology annotation, cellular component: nucleus. The transcript is spliced from 5 exons.
GCAAGAGUGGGGUAUAGUGUCCACGGGUCACUUGACUUUGCAUGUGCGGUGGUGUGCGUGGCAUAUAUAGCAAAGUAUGGUUAAAAUUGGUAGCAUUCAAAUGUAAUGUAAUUGACAUGAAAUGUUCCCCUUUUGUUUCAAUAUACUAUAUAAUAAGGAUUAAUUACCUGCAGUAUAUUAUUCAGGUGUUAACUAUUUCUUUGCACAGAGUAAACUGUUAUCGACUAUAUUUCUUAUCAAUACAAGAUUCCAAAAAAACAUGCAGAAAUUUAGAAGAGCUCAAGCACAAAAUAAAGUAGCAAUUAAUAAGCAUUUAGAAGCAAAUGCUCAUUUAGAAUCAUCCAGUGAGGAUGAAGAUGACAUAGGUGCAGAGGAUAUACAAAAUGUGGUUAGCAAAGUACUAUCUGCCUACCAUGGAAGAGAGGCAGAUGCAGAAAAGAUUUUAUCAUACUUAAUUAAUAUAUUUCAAUCCGGUAGCGCGGUUUGUUUAAUAUGUAUUUCAACAAUAAGAAAAGCAGAUCCGAUCUGGAACUGCAGUAAGUGUUUUGCUUUUUUACAUUUAUCCUGCAUACUACAAUGGAUACGUGAUAGUUUAAAUGUUAAACGUGAAAAAGGUAUUGCUCCAGUAUGGGCAUGUCCAAAUUGUCGUACGGAGUAUAGGCAAGAUGAAAUUCCUCGUAACUAUACAUGCUUCUGCAAAAAAGUUGUGGACCCUGCAUUUCAUCCAUGGAAUAUUCCACACUCUUGUGGAGAUACUUGUGACAAACUUUUGCAACCAGAGUGUGGCCACAAAUGUGUUUUACUCUGUCAUCCUGGGCCAUGUCCUCCGUGUGCUAAGACAGUGUCGGUUAAAUGUUUUUGUGGCAAACAAGCACCUCAACAACGAAGAUGCAAUGCCAAAGAAUGGAGUUGCGGUACUGCAUGUAACAAAAAAUACAAAUCAUGCUCUCAUACUUGCAAGGAAUUAUGUCAUGAUGGUGACUGCCCUCCGUGUCCAGAAAUGUUGCUACUUGAAUGCCACUGUAAGAGUUACAAGGGUGUAACGCAAUGUUCGGAAGGUGCAUUAAAGUGCGAUAAACCUUGUCGCCGACCUCUAUCUUGUAACGUUCACUUUUGUCAGAGCACAUGCCAUUUACCUGGAGAAUGUGGUCCUUGUCCUCUGGAAAAGAACAGAACAUGUCCCUGUGGGAAAAAGCGUUACGCGAUUUCUUGCAAACAGGAACAACUACCCACAUGCGGCGACACGUGUGGCAAACUACUAGAUUGUGGUUCACAUUUUUGCAGCAUGAGAUGUCACACGAAUCGAUGUGGACAAUGCUUGGAAGUGGUCAAAAAGUCAUGUCGUUGCGGAAGUUAUAAAAAAGAAAUUGCCUGCGGCAAAGAAUUUCACUGCACUAAAAAAUGUACGCAAAUGCGACUAUGCGGAAGGCAUUUGUGCAACAAGAAAUGUUGCGAUUGUUUGACCAAGAAUACGUUUAACUUAUGCGAAAAAGUUUGCGAGAACACUUUAAACUGUCGCAAGCACAAAUGUUCGGCUCCAUGUCACAACGGCCCUUGUUAUCCGUGUGUGCUUACCGACGUUAUUCAAUGCAGAUGUGGUUACAAUAAGAUAACAGUACCAUGCGGUACAACAAAGAGAAUUAAACCACCGCCUUGUAACAAGCCGUGUAAGAUACCGCCGAUUUGUCACCACCCUAAAAGAGAAACUCAUAAAUGUCAUCAAGGUCCGUGUCCACCUUGUAAAAAAAUUUGCGAUUUAGUAUAUAAACGAUGCGGUCAUUCGUGCAUUGCCAUUUGCCACACGAAAGUCUGGGUAAAAGUAAACAAGAAUGAUCUGAAUGCACAUGCUACGGGGCCAUGGGAAAUACAGAAAGAAACCAAGCAAUUGAAAACGCUACCGUGUCCACCAUGCGAAGUAUCAGUACCAGUUACAUGUUUAGGAGGCCAUGAGACGCGUCCAUGGCCUUGUCAUAUGGCCAAACCCACAUCUUGUGGAAGGCUCUGUGGAAGAACGUUAUCCUGUACGAACCAUAAUUGUGAAUUCGUUUGCCACAAAGUACAAUCCGACAAUGGUAAAAAUAGUACCCCAUGCAUGGAAUGUGAGAAACCAUGUUUAUUCCCGCGACCACAAGGUUGUACGCAUUCGUGUCCAAAGCCAUGUCACCCAGCACCGUGUAGUCCUUGUAAACAACUAGUUAAAAUUUCAUGUCAUUGCGGUAUAGUCACUUUGUACCGAAGAUGCGUCGAAUUAACAUCGGCUACAGUGGAGCAACGUAAUCAAUUGCUCAAAUGUGGGAACCAGUGUCCUAAAAAUUAUCCUUGUGGACACCGAUGUAUGAAUGACUGCCAUCCCGGUGUAUGUAAGAACGAUAAUGAGUGCAAUAAAAAUGUUAAGGUACUCUGUCCGUGCAAACGGAUCAAGAAGAACUUUGUGUGUUCUAUAAUACAAAAGCAACAAAUACACGUGCAAUGCGAUGAUAUUUGUAAGAAAUUGAAAAAUGAGAAAUGCGAAGCGGAAGCGGCUUUGCUGGAGCAGAAACGACAAGCCGAAGAAAUACGUAAUCAAGAAGAGAUUGAGAAAUUUGAACGAAAAUUCAAACCACGUCGCAAAGGAAAAGAUAAGUCUGACAGGAAACAGUUACAAACAGGAACGAAUAAAAACUAUUGGAAAUACUGGAUUUUAGCAAUUUUAAUGUGCAUAGUAGGCAUAGUAAUAUAUUGUGUGUGUUCAGAAGAUGUGCACCAUUUUUAAGGAGUAUGAAGCCUAAUAAGCACAGUGUCAGUAAUUCUCCUUUAUUUUAACUUAGGACUUGGAAUAUUAUAUAUUAUGAAACA